GAUUGAUACAACUGAGAUUUCUCCGCCAGUUGGCAGUUCGACGAGUACUCGAGGUCCUCCAUUUUUAUUCAGCCAUCAUCGAAGAUGAAGUCGGUCUCUGUUAAAGACGUCGAUCAACACAAGUUUGUCAGGGCCUUGGCUGCCUUCUUCAAAAAGUCUGGCAAAGUAAAGGUCCCAGAAUGGGCUGAUCUUGUAAAGACAGCCGUCUUCAAGGAGUUGGCGCCGUUCGAUGAAGAUUGGUUCCUGAUUCGCAUGGCAUCUCUGGCCCGGCACAUCUACAUCAGAUCCCCCAUUGGAGUCAAGACCGUCAAGAGGAUCUACGGAGGACACAAAAACAAUGGUGUGAGGCCUUCCCAUUUCUGCGGCAGCUCCGGCUCGGUCGCCCGUAAAGUGUUGCAGGCCCUUGAAGCCAUCAAGUUGGUCGAGAAGGACGCCAACGGUGGUCGCCGUCUUACUUCGCAAGGAUUCCGUGAUUUGGACCGAAUUGCUUCUCAAAUCAAGUCGGCUAAGGCGUGAAAUGUGAAAUAAGAUCCAAUCGUGUCAUACCAUCUGCGCUGUGUCCCUUGAAUAAACGGGUGAGGCACUUAAA
Daphnia magna is the source of this 589-nucleotide messenger RNA. RefSeq names its product 40S ribosomal protein S19. Gene Ontology annotation, biological process: translation; ribosomal small subunit assembly. The record is from RefSeq and is a predicted model, not a curated record. Lineage: Eukaryota; Metazoa; Arthropoda; Branchiopoda; Diplostraca; Daphniidae. Gene Ontology annotation, molecular function: RNA binding; structural constituent of ribosome. Gene Ontology annotation, cellular component: cytosolic small ribosomal subunit; ribosome. Bases 85 to 516 code for a protein of 143 amino acids. The transcript is spliced from 4 exons.